AUGCCCGUUUCUGCACCGGACGGCGGGCGACACAGAGCGCAGAUAUCACCUCCGAUAUUAUAAAACCGGCUCCUGUAUCCACGAGACGGACUCCAAGGGCCACUGCAGUAAAAACGGGUCGCACUGCGCCUUCGCCCACGGAUCACAUGACCUGCGCAGCCCUGUGUACGACAUCAGGGAGGUUCAGGUGAUGGAGUGUCAGGGUCCCUCGGAGGGGGGGGGAGGCGGAGGAGAGUCGGGUCAGGCGGCGAGUACAGCGCUCAUCGAGAAGAUCCUGAGCGAAGAGCCACGCUGGCAAGAUAACAACUACGUCCUCUCCCACUAUAAAACGGAGCUCUGUAAGAAACCUCCUCGUUUGUGUCGUCAAGGUUACGCCUGUCCGUACUUCCACAACAGCAAAGACCGGAGACGCAGCCCGCACAAACACAAAUACAGAGCGCUGCCGUGUCCGGCGGUGAAGCAGAGCGAGGAGUGGGGCGACCCGAGCAAAUGUGAGGGGGCGGAGAGCUGUCAGUACUGCCACACCCGGACCGAGCAGCAGUUUCACCCCGAGCAUUUAGACCAUGAGGCUGUUUUAGAUCAGGUUUUUGUAGUAGACAUGGACGGACAUCAGGAGGAAGACAACAGCAAGGGGUUGUGA
Notothenia coriiceps (black rockcod) is the source of this 640-nucleotide messenger RNA. Its product is annotated as RING finger protein unkempt homolog. The annotation marks the transcript as partial. Gene Ontology annotation, molecular function: metal ion binding; mRNA CDS binding. Lineage: Eukaryota; Metazoa; Chordata; Actinopteri; Perciformes; Nototheniidae. The record is from RefSeq and is a predicted model, not a curated record. The transcript has 5 exons. Gene Ontology annotation, biological process: cell morphogenesis involved in neuron differentiation.